This is a messenger RNA of Phaethon lepturus (White-tailed tropicbird), 270 nucleotides long. Its product is annotated as acidic phospholipase A2-like. Lineage: Eukaryota; Metazoa; Chordata; Aves; Phaethontiformes; Phaethontidae. The transcript is spliced from 4 exons. Gene Ontology annotation, biological process: lipid catabolic process; arachidonate secretion; phospholipid metabolic process. The record is from RefSeq and is a predicted model, not a curated record. The coding region runs from base 1 to 270 and encodes 89 amino acids. Gene Ontology annotation, molecular function: calcium ion binding; phospholipid binding.
AUGAACUCUCUCCUGGCCUGCGCUGUGCUGUUUGCGUGGGGCUUGUCCGCGGCUCACGGGAGCCUCUGGGAGCUGCACAAGGUGAUCACGAAGGCGACGGGGAAAAGCGCUUUGCUGUACUACUCCUCCUACGGCUGCUACUGCGGCCUGGGGGGCCAAGGGCAGCCCAAGGACGCCACGGACAGAUGCUGCCAGCUGCACGAUAUCUGCUACGCCAACCUCCUGAGCUACCGCUGCGAUGCCAAGACGCAGGGCUACCGGCCCGGGUGA